Molecule: messenger RNA, 3145 nt
Organism: Clarias gariepinus (North African catfish)
Lineage: Eukaryota; Metazoa; Chordata; Actinopteri; Siluriformes; Clariidae
Gene: malt1
Product: MALT paracaspase 1
Exons: 17
Coding region: 323-2755 (810 amino acids)
Biological process (GO): proteolysis
Molecular function (GO): cysteine-type endopeptidase activity
Source: RefSeq, a predicted model, not a curated record
CAUGUUCUGAGGCGAAGUGGAUUUCCCCAGGAAACUGUAACAGUGUUUUACCUGUGGACAGGUUUACACGUUUUGCCCUUUUCUAUAGUUUCGGACGCGCUUAUGUUCUGCAAAACCGACUCGCUCAUGUAUCGACCCAUGGCUGGUCUUUUCGGUUUUGCUUUUAAGAGCUGCUUGAUAUCUUUUUUCGUCAUGUUACGAUAAAUUACACACCGAGUCGUUUCCGUCCUGAGCUACGUGCGGUUAAGUUUGACUUUCUAAACGUUCAGGCCCCGGAAGCAACAGAUUUUCGCAAACUUUACAACUUUUUAAAAUCAACAAAAUGUCUCAGGACUCUUAUGACAGCUCAUUUAAUAUUAAUUUUCUUAAAGAAUCGGUGUUAAAAAGACUGGCUGAGGCUCUUGAUAAAACAAACAGUAAAGGAUGGAGAAAACUUGGGGAGACUGUGAACAGUGACCGGCGCUACAAAGUCAGUUUGGGGGACAUGGAGAUGUGCUCUCUCAAGGUGUUAGAGGUGGAGGGCAGCCCAUCUCGCAGUCUACUGAGACUCAUGGGAGACCGAGGCUGCACAGUGGGGGAUCUGGUGGAGUUUCUCAAAAUGAUGGGUCACACUGAAGCCAUACAGUGUCUUAAAUCAGGGAUUCAAAUCCUUAUUCAGCCCCAGUCUGUGAGUGUGAUAGUUGGACACACUGUUCGCCUCAGCUGCUAUGCUGCUGCCACCUCAAGCUCCACUAUUCAGUACCAGUGGUUCAAGACAAAAGACGAGGUUCCUGGAUGUUCCUCUUCAGAUCUUGUGCUGAGUCCUGUCCAGCUGAGAGAUACUGGCUUCUACAUCUGCAGGGUAAACUGCGGUGAUGCUUUUGAGUUCAGCCACUGGGUUCAGGUGGAUGUGCUGGAUGUAAUGCCAGCAUAUGGAAUGAUGUCUAUUCCUUCUGAAGGAAGACUGAGAGUGGUCAUACAGCCCAAGCCUCAGUCUUUGCUAGUGGGCGAUGCUCUGUAUCUGGAAUGUGGAGCUGUGGGAAAACCUCUGCCACGCUACCAGUGGUACAGGAAUGGGGCUCCUUUAAAGAACGCCACUAAGAGGAGACUCAGUAUCCCAUAUUUGAUGUUGGAGCACCAGGGAAGAUAUCGCUGUGAAAUCUCCUGCAACAAUGAGCGGACUUGGAGUAAUGAAGUAGACAUCCACGUAGUCAAAAGGCCGAGGACAACAUUUCAGUUUUCAGGGGCAACGGAAUGUUCUGAAGAUGACUUCAUAGCCUUUGGACAAUAUAACAGUCUCGAGAAGCCUUACGCCACAGACAAAGUGGCCUUGCUGAUAGGUAACAUGUCUUAUCAGAACCACCCUCGGCUGAAGGCUCCCAUGGUGGAUGUGUAUGACCUCACCAACCUGCUUCGCCAGCUCAACUUUAAAGUGGUCUCACUGCUGGACCUGACAGAAUCUGAGAUGCGCAAUGCAGUAGAGGAGUUUCUCUCUCUGCUACACAAGGGCGUUUAUGGCCUGCUUUACUAUGCUGGUCAUGGUUAUGAGAACUUUGGAAAUAGCUUCAUGGUGCCUGUUGAUGCUCCAAACCCAUACCGAUCAGCAAACUGCUUGUGUGUGCAAAGCAUUCUGAAAUUGAUGCAGGAGAAAGAGACUGGUCUCAAUGUCUUCCUUCUUGAUAUGUGCAGGAAAAGAAACGUUCAUGAUAAGGACAUGCCAAAUGUUACACUCAAAGUCACAGCCAACAUUGUGUUUGGUUAUGCUACCUGUCAAGAUGCAGAAGCUUUUGAAUUAAGCUCCAGCGGAUUCACCAAUGGUGUCUUCAUCAAGUUUCUCAAAGAGCGCCUCCUGGAAGAUGAAAAAAUUACUGUGCUCCUGGACAGUGUUGCAGAGGACAUGGGCCAGUUUGAUCCCACUAAAGGCAAGCAGGCUCUUGAGAUCCGUAGCAGCCUUUCUGAGAGACGCUCCCUGACUGACCCCAUCCUGCCUGGAGAGUGUUCAGAUGUGGUCCAAGCUCACAGCCUCCUCUGGGCUACAGCACAUGAGCUGCCAGAAAGCAUGACCUUGGACUUCGAAUGCGGUGUGCAGCUAAAGUUGGGCUUUGCGGCCGAGUUCUCCAAUGUGCUGGUCAUCUACACCAACAUUGUUAAGAAGCCAGAGGAGAUGUCCUCAUGUCAGGCUCACCUCAUCAACCUUUCAGACCUCGACCCUAAGAUGAUGAAUAAGGAAACUCCAGAGGAAACUGGAAGUUACCUGCUCACAGGAAGUCUUCCCCAGCACUGCCUUUAUACAAGACUUAGUUCCCUACAGAAGCUUAAGGAGAAUCUGGUCUUCACUGUCUGUCUGCAGGCUGAAUUUAAAUCUCUAGAUGAGCAGGUACAAUGGACCAAAGAGGUAGACAUCGGCAAGCCCCUAAUAGCAAAGCUGGACCUGCACCGGCCCACCAGGAGGAACAGUUGUCAGCAGACAUGCCUCAUGCCCCAUAGUCCUUCCACCAGUCCGAGUCCGAGUCCAGGAGCUGAGCGUAUGCUCUUCCAUGGGAUCCCCUGCCACCACCCUCAGUCCAGUAGCUCCUUCCUUCAUGUAUGUGAGCCCUUGCAUGGAGCCGCUGGCGCUUACGGAGAAUCUCUGCACGAUGAUUAUGAAUGUCACUAUGAAAAUAAUUUAUAUUCCCCUUGUAUGCCUCUACCCAGUGUGCCCAUUGAAACCACUGAAGAUAUUGAAGAUAUGCAGAACAGGUUCAUGGACAGCUUACAUUUAUACAACCAGCCUUGACCUGGGAGGUUGGGAGAAAAUAUUUACUUAGACAUCUUAGGUUAUGUGUUAUUGUUAAAUAUCAGCUGAUCAAUAUAAAUUGUUAUAUGUUCUGUUGUAAUAUUUUAUGUUACUCAGAAUGCACUGUUAUAUGGUAUGCUUUGAUUAAUAUUCAAAUUUCAUAGGUGUUCACAGUCCUAACUAUGUAUAAAAUAGAUGCAUAAAGAAGCCUGUCUGAUCCAUAGUAUUGCAUGUGACCAUUUACCAGGUCUAAUAUGUAUUAUGCAUGUGAAAUACCUUUAUAGAAUUUUAGAUUGCAAUGAGUCAGUAAGCUGUCACAUGUAAGUAUGUUAUAAUUUUCAGUAAAAAAAAGUAAUUUACAGUAAUUUAUUAUAGUACUAUGCUGCUAUA